This is a messenger RNA of Protopterus annectens (West African lungfish), 3166 nucleotides long. RefSeq names its product calpain 2 (gene CAPN2). Gene Ontology annotation, molecular function: calcium ion binding; calcium-dependent cysteine-type endopeptidase activity. The record is from RefSeq and is a predicted model, not a curated record. The transcript is spliced from 21 exons. Gene Ontology annotation, cellular component: cytoplasm. The coding region runs from base 187 to 2280 and encodes 697 amino acids. Gene Ontology annotation, biological process: proteolysis. NCBI's taxonomy places the organism in Eukaryota, Metazoa, Chordata, Ceratodontiformes, Protopteridae.
AAACGGCAGUGACACCCCUCGCUGUUUCACGCUUUAUGAUUUGCCAAUACUCACUCACUGUUUUGACUAUCAUGCCUAUAUCUGUACUUGUUUAACUCUAUUCUAAACAGUGCUGAGUUCUUAUCACAGUCCCAGCAAUUCACCUUGCUUUUCUCCCCCUUGAAGUGAAAAGGAAAGGCAGCAGUCAUGGCUGGCAUUGCAUCUAAACUAGCCAAAGACAGGGCACGAGAAGCAGGACUUGGCACUAAUGACAGUGUACUAAACUUCAUGAAACAGGAUUAUAAGGCCUUGAAGGAAGAAUGCCUACAGUCUGGGACACUGUUUGAAGACAAGACUUUUCCUGCUGUCCCAUCCUCACUGGGAUUUAAAGAGCUGGGACCUUAUUCUCAAAAAACACAUGGUGUCCGAUGGAAAAGACCACAGGAGAUAGUCUCUGACCCACAAUUUAUUAUUGGAGGAGCAACACGUACAGAUAUCUGCCAGGGUGCACUGGGUGACUGCUGGCUUUUAGCUGCCAUUGCAUCAAUUACAUUGAAUGAGCAGAUUAUGUCCAGAGUUGUUCCUCCAGAUCAAAGUUUUACCGACUCCUAUGCCGGCAUCUUCCACUUUCAGUUCUGGCAGUUUGGUGACUGGUAUGAUGUAGUUAUAGAUGACAGACUUCCCACAAAAGAUGGUGAACUCCUUUUUGUUCACUCCAAGGAGAAAAAUGAAUUCUGGCCUGCACUUUUAGAAAAAGCCUAUGCUAAGAUGAAUGGCAGUUAUGAAGCUCUAGCUGGAGGAAGCACUACAGAAGGCUUUGAAGAUUUCACAGGUGGCGUGUCAGAGUGGUUUGAUUUAAAAAAAGCCCCCUCAAAUCUAUUUCAAAUCAUCAAAAAGUCUUUAAAAACUGGAUCUCUGCUUGGCUGCUCAAUUGAUAUCACCAAUGCAGCAGAGACAGAGGGCAUCACUUUUCAGAAGCUUGUCAAAGGGCAUGCUUACUCACUCACAGGUGCAGAAGAGGUGAUUUACAGAGGCAGACCAGAGAAGCUGGUGCGUAUGAGAAAUCCCUGGGGUACAAUAGAAUGGACUGGUGCUUGGAGUGACAAUGCCCCAGAAUGGAAUUCGAUUGAUGCUGCCGUGAAAGAUCGAUUAGUAAACAGAUGUGAUGAUGGAGAAUUUUGGAUGUCUUUCACUGAGUUUUUGAGACAUUUCUCACGGCUAGAAAUCUGUAGCCUAACACCAGAUGCACUUUCCAGUGAUAAAUACAGCAAAUGGUCUCUGACUCAGCAUCAUUCAUCAUGGAGACGAGGAGCUAAUGCUGGGGGAUGUGCCAACCACACUUUUACUUUCUGGACAAACCCACAAUUUCGACUUGUGCUGGAUGAAGCUGAUGACGACCCUGAUGACAAUGAGGUUGGCUGUACGUUUGUAAUUAAUCUUUUACAAAAGAAUCGUAGGAAGGAAAAGAAAAUGGGGGAAGACAUGCAAACAAUUGGCUAUGCAAUAUAUGAGGUUCCACCAGAGUUGGAAAAUAGUCAACUAAGGAGGGAUUUUUUCGCAAGCAAUAAAUCAGCAACACGAUCUGAGACCUUUAUCAACCUCCGAGAUAUCACUUGCCGACAUAAGCUCCCACCAGGUCACUUUGUGAUUGUGCCAUCGACCUUUGAACCUAACAAAAAUGCUGACUUCUGCCUCCGUGUGUUCUCAGAAAAGCAAGCUACAGCUCAGCAAAUGGGAGAAGAAAUCGAGGCAAAUAUAGUAACGCCUGAAAUCAGUGAAGAUGACAUUGAUCCCAACUUCAAGCAUGUGUUUGAAAGAAUAUCAGGAGAGGAUCAACAAAUUUCUGCUCUUGAGAUGCGAAACAUUUUAAAUACAGUGUUGGCAAAACGUACUGAUAUUAAAACUGAUGGCUUCACCCUUCCUACAUGCACAGAGAUUCUUCUUUACUUUGAUAAAGAUGGAUCGGGUAAAUUGGGUAUUGUUGAGUUCAAGAUGCUGUGGACAAAGAUUGAAAAUUACUUGCAAGUUUAUAAGAAAGUUGAUCUGGACCGCUCAGGAACUAUGAGCUGCUAUGAGAUGCGUGGUGCUUUAGAAGAAAUAGGUAUCAAACUAAAUACUUCCCUGUAUUCCAUCAUUGCUGCUCGGUAUUCCGAUGAUGAUCUUCUUGUGGAUUUUGAUAAUUUUAUCAGAUGUGUAUUUCGCCUGGAAGCAAUGUUUGAGGCAUUCAAAUAUUUUGAUGUGGAAAACAGUGGGACCAUCGAACUUUCCCUGGGACAUUGGCUGUUCAUUGGAAUGAUGUAAACAUCUCUUGCUGAAAAGCCUUGGAAGAAUACCUGUAAUCUCAGGAAUACGAACGACUGUGUAGUUAGGAAAUCACUGGACUGCACUCUUCUUGAAUAGUUCACUUCCUUAGAUUUUGUCUUUGCUUUUGACAGUAUGGUGGUAGAAAGGUUUAUGUUUGAAAGCAUCAUUUAUUACUGCAAGCUAUCAACUUUUUCUAGUUCUUGGGUGACAGCUUUAUUAAUUUUAUGUAAUUCACAAAGUCUGUGGAUACCAUUGAUCUCAAUGAGCCCACUGAUGGCCUAAAAUAACCGUUAAGAACUUAGCCAGCUGCUGCGUGUGUGACAUUUAUUCCGAUUGCACAGGUCAGAUGAAUGAUGUGUGGCAGUGUUGACAUCUACAGAGAAAGUGAAGAAUUACUCUUCAGCAGAAAGCUAAUGCUAAAUGAUAAAUCAGUAAUUUAUAUUAAGCUUUCAUCUCUAGCUACUGCAAACCUCAUUUGGAUUUGUCUGUGGCUGUCAUCCCCAACUCUACCUUGUACUUUUGCCCAGAGUAACCUUACCAUAAUAUGGUAUAUGAGUCAGCAGAUCACAAGCAUAGGCACUUUUCUGCACUACCUCUAGACAAGCAAGACUCCCCUAGUGAAAUCUGCUUAAUGGUGAGAAAGGCUGCACAGAGCGCUGCCAUGACUGAUUGACCUUAUGCCUAGCCCACGGACAGUAGGUAAUGUGUUUUUACCUGGCAGUGAGGACUAAAGUUAGGAGAAAAGCUCAUUUCCACAAGUACAGUAACAUAUAUGCUGGGCGGCCACUGUGGUGUAGCGGUUAGCGUUGCUGCCUCACAGCAAGAGGUUCUCCUGUUCGAUCCUCAGCUGGGGGUGCCUUCUGUGUGGAGUCUGCAUGUCCUC